Messenger RNA from Mustela erminea (ermine), 6906 nucleotides. It is a transcript of the gene ESRRG, whose product is annotated as estrogen related receptor gamma. The record is from RefSeq and is a predicted model, not a curated record. Lineage: Eukaryota; Metazoa; Chordata; Mammalia; Carnivora; Mustelidae. Gene Ontology annotation, cellular component: nucleus. Gene Ontology annotation, biological process: regulation of DNA-templated transcription; retinoic acid receptor signaling pathway. The coding region runs from base 1961 to 3268 and encodes 435 amino acids. The transcript has 8 exons. Gene Ontology annotation, molecular function: nuclear receptor activity; nuclear steroid receptor activity; steroid binding.
UUGAAAGAAAACAUUUGGCAGCUGGUUGGUUGACACAGGAAUGACACAGGAAUUGUUCACACCACCCUCUGUUUGGUUUCAGAAGUUGACGAUUUCUUUGGAAAGACAUGGCCACUUCUGUGGUCUGUACGUACACUGUCAAUUAUGUGACAGGCCGGCUUCUACGCACACAAUGCUUUUAUUUCCAGUGAAGCACCACAGGGCAGGCCGUACCUUUUGAAGGCAUUUUAGGAGACUCACAUUUAAGUUAAAACCAACUCCAUAUGCUGUUGCCAAUGCAAAUAAUUCCAGUGAGGUGACAAUCAGAUGAACAGCUAAGUUCACACAUGCUGAGGCAGGAUCACUACGGAGAUGUCAUAACUUUCUCCUCUGCCUGUCAGCUGGCAAGCACCUUCAUUGAGGAAACAGCACAUAUAUUAACAUGAGCUGUAUCCAUUUAUAUAUGACAUACUUGAUAUUCUGAAGCAUUCAUUGUAUAUACAUUCAGAGCCCGAUUAGAUAAUCAGAGCAUUGUUCAAACGGUGGGACACUCAGGCCAUGAUGAUGGACUCAUUUUAGAAUCCCCUAUUUCCAUACGCCUUGAUCAAGUAAUUAGGAACUUUUAAGUGAAUUAUAUUGAAAAUUGCCCAGUACAUUCUGCUCUUGUUUUCUUAGAACAGGCCAAGAUUCAUCAUGUUAAAUUAAGCAUCAAGAAAGAGGAAUAACAAUGGUCUUUCCAGAGAAUGGAAUGGAGCAACCUGAACUGGGUUUUGAUGUCUUCAGGGCAGGAAUAGGGAUUUCUUGUUGAGUGUCUUCACAGAACAUUUCUGAAAAUGGCCACUUGCAAUGUCUGAUGCUUCUUCAAUGGAGAGGGGCUGUGGUCAUGUCUUUAAAAAAAAGUUAUUAUACUGAAUUAUUACUUAUGACAUUUUUUUAUCCAUGCAGCCUUGCAAUUAAAAAAAAAAGAAAAACAAUGAUGGAACUCAUAUUAACAAGUCCAUUAUGUCAUAAUUUUAGAAAAAUGUCCAGAGAUAGAUGUUAUGAUGCAACCUUACUCAUAAGCUAAAGAACCAAGAUGACAGUUAAUUGAUGUUGAGAGAUAAUUUCUCUUCCCUUCAGCAAUUAAAAUACAGAGUUGAGCAUGAGUCUGCAGAGAAUCCUAAGUCUUAACAGUAAAAUUUAGUGUCUGAGGCAUUUUUCAUAAGCUUUUCAGUGUUUUCCUUCCUCCUCGUCUUAGGAUUUUCUUUUCAUUGCCCCCCAAAUCGAUCCCUCAUUAGCAAUGGCCCAUGUGUUAUCGGUUUUAGUAUUUACAACUGUAUCUGUAAAAAGGGCUUGGGGUUAUUCAUUUCUCUAAGCAUUUUAAAAAUGAGACUUGAAAGAAUAGUUGAACUACAUUUGAUAUUAUUUUAAAAUAAUUUUGGCAUUCCUCCGCCAGAGCCUGUGCUCGUACAGCUCUUUGAUUUAUGAUGAUCUCACGUCCUUUCAGAGACAACAUUAUUAUGUCACUGAACCGGAAGUGCUGAGGUCACAAGUACCCGUGAAGUAAUUAUGGGCCUGGAAGACCAUGCUCCGUUCAAAGGCAAGCAAGCAGGGCUGAGCGAGAGGCUGAGGGACUCAGGGCAGAGGGGAAAGGAGAGAAGAAAGGAGCAAAGCAAAUCCUAAUAUGUGCUCAGGGGCGUGAGCAGACAUUUUACCCUCAGCAUUUUCAUACUAUGCUUUGGGAAAUGAAAAAAAAAAAAAAUAAUGAAGAAAAAAAAAAAAGCCAGUGAGCCUUUAAAACUUCGCUGUCUGGCGUUACUGAGAGAGGCUUUGGGAAACAGAGGGGUUACAUAAAUGAGAGCAGGUGCGGUCGUGCAGAGGUAACCAUUCAGCAUAUAGCUGACAAUUUACUGGCUCAUCAAUGAAACAAUAUUAAAUUAUGAAGAUGUAAGGAAAAAAUCCUACGCUAACAUUGUUGCAGUUUGAAAGGCUUCUCUGCAGAAUGUCAAACAAAGAUCGACACAUUGACUCCAGCUGUUCGUCCUUCAUCAAGACGGAACCCUCCAGCCCGGCCUCCCUGACGGACAGCGUCAACCACCACAGCCCAGGUGGCUCUUCCGACGCCAGCGGGAGCUACAGUUCAACCAUGAAUGGCCAUCAGAACGGACUUGACUCGCCACCUCUCUACCCUUCUGCUCCUAUCCUAGGAGGGAGUGGGCCUGUCAGGAAACUGUAUGAUGACUGCUCCAGCACCAUUGUGGAAGAUCCCCAGACCAAGUGUGAAUACAUGCUCAACUCGAUGCCCAAGAGACUGUGUUUAGUGUGUGGCGACAUCGCGUCCGGGUACCACUAUGGGGUAGCAUCGUGCGAAGCCUGCAAGGCGUUCUUCAAGAGGACGAUUCAAGGUAAUAUAGAAUACAGCUGCCCUGCCACGAAUGAAUGUGAAAUCACCAAGCGCAGACGUAAAUCCUGCCAGGCUUGCCGCUUCAUGAAGUGUUUGAAAGUGGGCAUGCUGAAGGAAGGGGUGCGUCUUGACAGAGUACGUGGAGGUCGGCAGAAGUACAAGCGCAGAAUAGAUGCGGAGAACAGCCCCUACCUGAACCCUCAGCUGGUUCAGCCAGCCAAAAAGCCAUAUAACAAGAUUGUCUCACAUUUGUUGGUGGCGGAACCGGAGAAGAUCUACGCCAUGCCUGACCCUACUGUCCCUGACAGUGACAUCAAAGCUCUCACCACCCUGUGCGACUUGGCCGACCGGGAGUUGGUGGUUAUCAUUGGAUGGGCGAAGCACAUUCCAGGCUUCUCCACGCUGUCCCUGGCGGACCAGAUGAGCCUUCUGCAGAGUGCUUGGAUGGAAAUUUUGAUCCUUGGUGUCGUAUACCGAUCUCUCUCAUUUGAGGAUGAACUUGUCUAUGCAGAUGAUUAUAUAAUGGAUGAAGACCAGUCCAAGUUAGCAGGCCUUCUUGACCUCAAUAAUGCUAUCCUGCAGCUGGUAAAGAAAUACAAGAGCAUGAAGCUGGAGAAAGAAGAAUUUGUCACCCUCAAAGCCAUAGCUCUUGCUAAUUCAGACUCCAUGCACAUAGAAGAUGGGGAGGCCGUCCAGAAACUUCAGGACGUCUUACACGAGGCGCUGCAGGAUUACGAGGCCGGCCAGCACAUGGAAGACCCGCGCCGGGCGGGCAAGAUGCUGAUGACGCUGCCGCUGCUGAGGCAGACCUCCACCAAGGCCGUGCAGCACUUCUACAACAUCAAACUGGAAGGCAAAGUCCCCAUGCACAAACUUUUUUUGGAAAUGCUAGAGGCCAAGGUCUGACUAAAAGCUCCCUGGGCCUUCCUGUCCUGCACGCCGAAAAAGGGAAAAUCAACCCCAGAGUGAUGUCGAAGAAACAUAGAGUUUAGUUACCAACAUCCAAAAUCAACGGACUGCACUGAUCAUGUAGCAGCAAGACUAUGAAGCAGCUUGCAGAUUCCUCCACAUCUUCCUGAUGAGUUUCUCACCUUCCUUUUCCCUUCCUUCCUUCCUAAUUUUUUUUUUUUUUAAUGUCCCUUAUUUGUCGUCUCCAUACUUUCUCAGCUUCCUUCAUUCCCGGUUCCCUUUCUCCUUCAUUUCCUUCCUUCCUUCUGUCUUGGCCCCUCCUCCUCGUCAUCUCCUUCUCUUUUCCCCGUCCUGCCCUUCUCUCCUAAAUUGAGAACAUCUGUCGUUGUAAGGAACUUGACCUUCUCCCUUCCUCCCCCUCUCCCUCCCUUCCUUCUGCUGCUGAACUUUUACAAGAGGUCUCUAACUGAAGAGAGAUAAAAGCCAGCCCUGCCAAAGGAUGGAGAUCCAUAAUAUGGAUACCAGUGAGCUUGUUGUGAACCAUAACGUCCCCAAUGACUAAGGAAUCAAAGAGAGAGAACCAUCGUACCUAAAAGUACAGUGCAACACAGACACAUUGACUGAGUGCAGUAUUAGGUUUCACGGGAGCAGCCUCUAAUUAGACAACUUAAGCAACGUGGCAUCGGCUGCUGCUUAUCAUUGCUUUUCCAUCUAGAUCAGUUACAGCCAUUUGAUUCCUUAAUUGUUUUUUCAAGUCUUCCAGGUAUUUGUUAGUUUAGCUACUAUGUAACUUUUUCAGGGAAUAGUUUAAGCUUUAUUCAUUCAUGCAAUACUAAAGAGAAAUAAGAAUACUGCAAUUUUGUGCUGGCUUUGAACAAUUAUGAACAAUAAUGAAGGACAAAUGAAUCCUGAAGGAAGAUUUUUAAAAAUGUUUUGUUUCUUCUUACAAAUGGAGAUUUUUUUGUACCAGCUUUACCACUUUUCAGCCAUUUAUUAAUAUGGGAAUUUAACUUACUCAAGCAAUAGUUGAAGGGAAGGUGCAUAUUAUCACGGAUGCAAUUUAUGUUGUGUGCCAGUCUGGUCCCAAGCAUCAGUUUCUUACACGAGCUCCAGUUUCCUUAAAUGUUCACUGACACAAAGGAUUAGAUUACACCUGCCGUGACUCCGGUGGUCACGUGUAGAAAGCACCGCACACGGAGUACAGAUCCGUAGAAUGAUCAGGAGUGCUCCUCUCUACCUGGGAGGUCCAGUUGCCAUAGGAUUUCUAGCUGCCGUGGUGGUUAGGAACGAGAUACUGCCUGUUUGCAGAGUUACAGACCUUGUCUCGGAAGGAGCUGUGAGCCAGUAUUCAUUUAAGAGGCAAUAAGGCAAAUGCCAGAAUUUGGGGGAAAAAAAAACAAAAAACAAAAAACAAAACCCAAAACCAUCAAAGACAGCAGACGCCUGACCAAAUUUUAAAAUGUAAUCUUUAUGAGUUGAUUCAUUUAGGACUGUUUGUUUAAAUUAAUCUGCAGUUUUUACCAAGAGCUAAGCCAAUAUGUGUGCUUUUUCAACCAGUAUUGUCACAGCAAGAAAGUCAGUCAGGUUCCAGACUGUUAAGAGGUGUAAUCUAAUGAAGAAAUCAAUUAGAUGCCCCCGAAAUCUACAGUCGCUGAAUAACCAAUAAACAGUAACCUCCAUCAAAUGCUAUACCAAUGGACCAGUGUUAGUAGCUGCUCCCUGUACUAUGUGAACAGUCUUAUUCUAUGUACACAGAUGUAAUUAAAAUUGUAAUCCUAACAAACAAAAGAGAUGUAGUUCAGCUUUUCAAUGUUUCAUGUUUGCUGUGCUUUUCUGAAUUUUAUGUUGCAUUCAAAGACUGUUGUCUUGUUCUUCUUGUGGUGUUUGGAUUCUUGUGGUGUGUGCUUUUAGACACAGGGUAGAAUUAGAGACAAUAUUGGAUGUACAAUUCCUCAGGAGACUACAGUAGUAUAUUCUAUUCCUUACCAGUAAUAAGGUUCUUCCUAAUAAUAAUUAAGAGAUUGAAACUCCAAACAAGUACUCAUUAUGAACAGAAACACAUCAAAAUCAUAAUAAUAUUUUCAAAACAAGGAAUAAUUUCUCUAAUGGUUUAUUAUAGAAUACCAAUGUAUAGCUUAGAAAUAAAACUUUGAAUAUUUCAAGAAUAUAGAUAAGUCUAAUUUUUAAAUGCUGUAUAUAUGGCUUUCACUCAAUCAUCUCUCAGAUGUUGUUAUUAACUAGCUCUGUGUUGUUGCAAAACUUUUUGGUGCGGACACGUUUCCAAAACUAUUGCUACUUUGUGUGCUUUAAACAAAAUACCUUGGGUUGAUGUUUCAUCAGCCUCGUGCUAGGAAUACUGUGUAUCUAUCAUUAGCUAUAUGGGACUAUAUCGUAGAUUGUGGUUUCUCAGUAGAGAAGUGGCUGUAGUGUGAUUCUAGAUAAAUCAUCAUUAGCAAUUCAUUCAGAUGGUCAAUAACUUGAAAUUUAUAGCUGUGAUAGGAGUUCAGAAAUUGGCACAUCCCUUAAAAAAAAAUAACAACAGAAAAUACAACUCCUGGGAACAAAAGGUGCUGAUUCUAUAAGAUUAUUUAUAUAUGUAAGUAUUUAAAAAGAUUAUUUUCCAGAAAGUUUGCGCAAGGUUUAAGUUGCUACUAUUCAACCACACUAUAUAUAAGUAAAAAUAUAUAACAAUAUAUCCGUUGUUUUCACUGUAUCACAUUAAAGUACUUGGGCUUCAGAACUCAGAGCCAACCAACUGAAAACACGAGAUGGAGAUGUGAGAAAAAAAUCUAGUACAAAUUUUAGUUUUCAGUUUAAGUGACUCUCGGCGUUACCGAGUACACGAAUCUCACACAUAGGAAACACGACUUAAAACGUAGAUCUAAAAGAACUGCACGGGCUUUAGGGCAAAAUGCUCAUCUUAAACCUCGCUCGAGGUAAGUUUUUUCAAGUUUCAAGCAAGACCAUUUACUUAAUGUGAAGUUUUGGAAAGUUAUAAAAGUGUAUGUUUUUGCCAUAUGAUUUAAAUUUUUAUUUUGCUUCUUUUAGAUUUGUUCUUAUUUAAAGCAAUAGGAUUGUGUGACUACCUGUAGUUACACUUGUGUUUCAAUCAGAUCAGAUUGUUGUAUUUAUUCCACUAUUUUGCAUUUAAAUGAUAACAUAAAAGAUAUGAAAUAUUUAAAACUGCUAUUUUUCUUAUAGAAGAGAAAAUGGGUGUUGGUGAUUGUAUUUUAAUUAUUUAAGCGUCUCUGUUUACCUGCCUAGGAAAACAUUUUAUGGCAGUCUUAUGUGCAAAGAUCGUAAAAGGACAAAAAAUUUAAACUGCUUAUCAUAAUCCAGGAGUUGCAUUAUAGCCAGUAGUAAAAAGAAUAAUAAUAAUAAUAAAACCAUGUCUAUAGCUGUAGAUGGGCUUCACAUCUGUAAAGCAAUCAAUUGUAUAUUUUUGUGAUGUGUACCAUACUGUGUGCUCCAGCAAAUGUCCAUUUGUGUAAAUGUAUUUAUUUUAUAUUGUAUAUAUUGUUAAAUGCAAAAAGGAGAUAUGAUUCUGUAACUCCAAUCAGUUCAGAUGUGUAACUCAAAUUAUUAUGCCUUUCAGGAUGAUGGUAGAGCAAUAUUAAACAAGCUUCCACUUUUGA